AUGCGAGCAAGAUUAGAUCCAAUGUUUUCAAAUUAUGUGUUAGCAGUAGGUAAUGGAUUGCCACCCACCACAAUAGAUGAAAUCAUCAAAAUACCAAAUGGGAUGCUUGUUCCCUAUAGUGAUGACAAGACUUCAUUAGAUCACUUAAUACAAGACGUUUUCCACAACAUUCAAGAUUAUUCAGGAAAUAUGUCAACUAUUAUGAACCGGGCCAUACUAACACCAAAGAAUAGUUUUGUCGAUGAAAUAAAUGCAUUGUUAAUACAAAGAUUUCCAGGUGAAGCCCAUCGAUAUUACAGUGUAGAUGAGACAAUAGAUAAAACUGAGUAA
This is a messenger RNA of Humulus lupulus (European hop), 330 nucleotides long. RefSeq lists its product as uncharacterized. Bases 1 to 330 code for a protein of 109 amino acids. The transcript has a single exon. Lineage: Eukaryota; Viridiplantae; Streptophyta; Magnoliopsida; Rosales; Cannabaceae. The record is from RefSeq and is a predicted model, not a curated record.